Messenger RNA from Talaromyces proteolyticus, 4630 nucleotides. RefSeq names its product putative Rho GTPase activator. Lineage: Eukaryota; Fungi; Ascomycota; Eurotiomycetes; Eurotiales; Trichocomaceae. The coding region runs from base 362 to 4171 and encodes 1269 amino acids. The record is from RefSeq and is a predicted model, not a curated record. Gene Ontology annotation, cellular component: cytoplasm. Gene Ontology annotation, biological process: regulation of GTPase activity; signal transduction. The transcript is spliced from 3 exons.
AUGUCGCUUGUCCAGCGCUGGAAGAUCUUCUGCGCGCACUUGGAGUCUUGGACUGUGCGAGAUCCCGACACCUUGAGUCAAGCUUGCUGGUAGUCUGGCCGCGAGACACCCGUGACUGACUCUGCCGUACUACUAUCACCGGCUUUUCUGACAUAUACUCACCAGUUUCUCCGUUCCGGAUCCCUGCAGCCAUAUAUAUCACCACUCGUUCACCACCCUAUCCGCCCUCGAACAAUAAGGAAUUCGCCUUCCUUUCAGGCCCUGAAUUUCACUGCUGCAGCAGGGUUUACCGGCAUCUCUCCUCGCUCUUGAUCCUGUCUUUGAAAUCGCGGCACAUACACACCCUGAGUAUGGUGUUAAGAUGACUGAAGGCAAUACCAACGGUGGGCGCGGCAGAAUGGCAGAAUCUAUUGAGCCAAUUGCGAACAACGCUUCACCAACGCAGACACCCCCAAGCGGCUUUGACAAAGCUGGAUCGCGGAACCUGCCUCGCACCUCAUCUAUCGAUUCCGCCAUCUCAUCCAUCUCGUCUGCGUCCCAUUCCCAGAAGGCUUCGUUUGACUCAAAUACUCUCACUUCGGCCGAUAUUAAUAAUAUAAUCACAGCAGCUGGCUCUGCUGAAGCAGUCAUCCUGCAUCUCAUCAAGGAUAGGCACCAUGUAGUCGCACGCAACGAGCAACUAUGGAGACUUCUUGAAAAGCAAAGAGCACUCGUUCUUGGCCUGAAUAAGGAUCUUGAGCGCGCGGUCAAAGAUAAGGAGAAAUAUCGGAAAAAGUUAAAGGAACUACAGGCCCAAAUACCGUCGCUAUCGAUCACAGAUCAGCAAAGCACUACCGGGCCUUUCUCUAUCAAAGACAACUUUUCCGGUGCUCAGACGUCGAAUCCAUCGGCCUUUGGAAAUAACAGUCGUCAACAUAAUCAAGGAACUCCAGUUUUAACACAUAUUGAUGCUCAGAUAUCUUCUGUAUCGCAAGAUUUAGAGAAGGAAUCGACACCAUCUCCUUUGCCUAGCCUCCACUCACAGGAUAUUCGGGCCCAGGCGAAUACUUCUAAUGAACCGCGUGCUGAACAUAUGAGGAAUACCGGAAAAGUUAAUAUAGACGCUGGACCUAUUGUGGAAUUGCCAAAACUUCCUCCACCAAAUCGGAAACCUCCACCAGCUCCCCUAAAUCUCAAUCAAAUCCAUCGCCGAAGUUCACCUGUGGACCCUACCACCUACCCCGAUUCCGGUUCCGAAUAUGAUGAUAGUGAUCGUGGGCGGAGGAGGACUAGAGAAGAAGAUGACGAAGAACGCGAAGCCGCAGUCGUCCGUGAACAGGAAGCUCGCAGCAUGUCUAAAAAGAAAGCUAGACCCGAGGUAGCUGUUGUUGAGCCUAACCACACCUCAUUUCCAUCGGCACCGAAAGGCGUCCCUUCUAGUCCGAGGAAAGUGGUUACAUCGUCUCCUCAUAAGGGCAAUGGGCAAUUCGCGGCAACUGAUUCUCUGGCAGCCAUUAUCAACUCUAAUCUUUCAGAUCGGGUAUCGUUGGAUGAACGAGUAGGUAUGACUUCUUCGAUUCCAGGUCUCCCUGUGAGUCCUAGGCCGGGGGAUCGUCCUUUAGGAUCUCCUCUCCCCAGAAUGCCCAGAGAAGGGUCUGGAGUGAUUGUCUCGCCGCCCGUGUCUCCGAGAUCUACCGUACCCGGCCUUCCCCAAUCGCCGCGGGCGACGAAGUCUCCAGCUAUUCCUGUGCAACAAAAGCUCACUCAAUUGCCUUCUAUCGAUGCGUCGGUUAAAAUCAACAGCCCAGGUGCUAAUUAUAGCUACGAUCGAAGCAUAUAUCAAGGAUUGGUUUCCGACGAUUACCCCGGACUGCUACUUCCGCCGAACGCAUUGCCAUCUAUUGAAAUCAAAGUAGCGUCGUCUAGACUUCGACCGUCUAGAACCAGUUAUGUUGGAGGAAGGCCAAAUGACGAGGAACAGGUCUUUAUUCUAAGUAUCUUUUCGCGUUUUAGCAGGUCUGAAUUGUGGCGAGUGGAAAAGGCCAUCUUAGCUUUACCUCAACUCGACCAACAAAUUCGACAUGGAUGCGACUUCAAAGGAAAAUUACCGGAUCGAUCCAUAUUCAGUGGACACUCUCCAGCCAAGGUGGAUGCAAGAAGAGAUGCUCUAAAUUCAUAUUUUGAAACCCUUCUAGACACACCCAUGGCAGAGCCAGUCGCGUUGGUAAUAUGCCGAUUUUUAAGCUCAGAUGCAAUUGAGCCACGUGAUGAUGAAACAAAUCUACUCACAGCCAAUGGGAAAUCUACACCAGAACUUGUACGCGGCCCGGAUGGAAAGUCGAGGAAGGAGGGAUAUCUUACCAAAAGAGGCAAAAACUUUGGUGGUUGGAAGUCCAGAUACUUUGUCCUGCAUGGGCCAGAGCUGAAAUACUUUGAAUCGCCUGGUGGCGCGCAUCUGGGCACGAUCAAACUCCUCAACGCUCAAAUCGGAAAACAGUCGCAGGGCAACCAAAACCAGUCUCCUUCACGCAAUGAAGACGAUAACGACAAUCAAUAUCGACAUGCUUUCCUCAUUUUAGAACCGAAGAAGAAGGACUCCUCUGCUCUUGUUCGCCAUGUACUGUGUGCCGAAAGCGACGAGGAAAGAGAUAUUUGGGUGGAUGCACUUCUUCAGUAUGUGGAGAGCGCUUCAUCGGACGAUGAAAAGUUUAUCAGUGCAUCUGCAAAGCCACACAGCGCUACGAAGCCCCCAGCGGUAUCUAAUCCUAAAUCACGGCUCUUCAACAAUAACAACGGAAAAGGUAGCAAAGGCUCUAACAGCCCAGACACGGAAAUUCCUCCAGAUACUGUUCAAGGGUUUAGUUUCGAUAAUGCCGUGGCUGCCGAGCCCCCCGUCUUUGGCACCACAUAUGAGAAAGAAGGAUCUAGGGCAUCUCCAGCAUUGGGUGAUAGCGCAAAUUCUGACUCAAUGCACGCUGGCAUCCAAAGUUCCAAAGUAAUUUCCGGGCCAACGAAUGGUGCCAUUAUCCAGGAUGUAGGUGCGUGGGGUAACAAACCAGCAACCUCAACCAAAGAGAAGAAACGAAGUAUUUGGGGCUUCCGAGCUCGUUCAUCAUCGGACCUGGCAGUACAGCAGGCUGAAAACAACAGCAAUGGAGCAUCUACAGAAAGAAAAGAGUUCGUACGUCCAGUUUUCGGUAUGCCUUUAGCAGAGGCAAUGCAAUUCUGCGGGCCAAGGAAUGUAGAAGAUGCUGAGCUUCCGGCUGUGGUUUACCGCUGUAUUGAAUACCUGCAGGCUAAGGGAGCCGCAUCUGAAGAAGGUAUAUUCAGGUUGAGUGGCUCAAAUGUCGUUGUCAAAGCCCUCAAAGAGCGCUUCAAUACUGAAGGAGACGUCGACUUCCUAGCAGAUGACACCUAUUACGAUGUGCAUGCGGUCGCGUCUCUUUUCAAGCAGUAUCUAAGAGAACUGCCCACUACUGUCCUGACUUUAGAGCUUCAGUAUGAGUUCAGACGUGUUCCAGAACUUGAAGAAAAGGAGCAUAAAAUUGCUGCUCUCAAUGUCCUAGUGCACAUGCUUCCACGACCAAAUCUCGUACUCCUUAGUGCCUUGUCCCAAUUUCUUAUCCAGAUCGUUGAGAACUCUGAUGUCAACAAAAUGACAUUACGAAAUGUCGGCAUAGUUUUCGCUCCGACUUUGAAUAUGCCAGCCCCCGUCUUUUCACUGUUUCUAACGGAAUACGAUAGUAUAUUUGGAGAAUUAUCAGAGCCUAUAAAAACAUCAGGACUAGAAGUAAAGGCACCGGCACUCGAAGAUGUUCGUUCUCCUCGUCACCAAGUUUUCCCAGGAACAGGAAUCUCAACGCCUUCUUACGGUCAAACUUCGUUUUUCGUGUCUGAUGACGUUGAUACCCAAUCCUCUCAGGAUUUUAUAAAGUCGAAGUACGAUACUGGAUUUGUUCCGAUGGUACAAACGUACGACAAGCCUCGGCCAGUCCCGGAUCCCCGCCCUCGCCAGCAAGAUAAUUUACAUCACAUGACUCGUAUGUUGGAUCCUAAUGAAACCUCGAGAUCUGCCAAAGCUCAGCGGAGAGAGAGCUCCAUGUUGUUUAUGGACUUGGGUCAACGAAAAAGCUCUCUGCCAUAUAUGGGGGAUGACCAGUCAUCCUCCACUUAUCGUUCUAGCUUUGAAUGAUUUUAUCACAAGUCGUGUUCCCAUAAACAUCGGGAUUUGCACAUUGAAAUUAUGUCAAUUCCCAUCUUUGAAAUUUGUAAGCCCUAGGGGCUUACGGAAAAGUAUCAUGAUUCAGCGACUUCCACAUAUUUGCGGGUCGUCAAUAAUGGUGAUGAGUCACUCGAUUGAAUGUGACAAGGUAUGAGAAGCAUGAUUGAUAUUUUUGUAUAUACCGUGUGACAGGUUAUUGAACAGACUGCGGUUUCCAGCGAGCAAGGUUCUUUGGAAUGUUUUGGUUAGAUAUCCUAUUUAUUAUACCCUUGUUCAGUUCCCAGUAUGAGUGAAUCCGUGAUUCUUCUCUUAUGGUGGUUGUACCUCAUCAACAUAAGUUCGUUCAUAAUAUAUUCUAAUCUAUCUAUAACCAUCAUGUUUGCAUUUGAUUACCUCCUAAUCGUACAUAAUGCUACGUUCAUUAACGGA